Molecule: messenger RNA, 4338 nt
Organism: Esox lucius (northern pike)
Lineage: Eukaryota; Metazoa; Chordata; Actinopteri; Esociformes; Esocidae
Gene: dthd1
Product: death domain containing 1
Exons: 11
Coding region: 666-3347 (893 amino acids)
Source: RefSeq, a predicted model, not a curated record
UCAGGCCUGCAUGAAAAGACUGGACCACGAAGAUAAGAUUCAUAUCUGUCUAUACCACUAAUCUCUCUUUUUUGGUAAACACUUUGCGCCUUCACACAGUGGAAAAACGCAAUGGGGUAGGUAGCGCAGUGUAGCGUACAGGGAUACUGACUCCAGACUCAGGUUCUGACAUCAGUGCAAAAAGCUGCCUACUCCAUCAGCAUUUGCUACAACAGGAUUCACUGCGGUGCGUCAACUGUCAUCCGUGUAUUCGUGCAAGUCCACGACUCCCAACAGUCCCUACUGUUAAUCGUGUGUCCACGAUUCUAAAACAUAUUAGGAGGAAAUCGUUAGUCUUUCAACACAAAAUGUUGACCAACGCGACGCGUUGCCUACGUUCACGGACAAACCGAAAACCACGGGUGAAGAACUAAAAAGAAAAACUUAAGUGAGGACCAUGCAACCUAACCAACCUGAGUCAUUUGGUGUUGAACUUACCUCAGGUUCUAACCAGCUCUGGAUUAUUCCUUAUUGGACUUCUAUCUCAACUAAUCUCUGAACAAGUGGGUCGGCCAGGCUGCGUCGCCCUGACAAUGACGACCAGCAUGCCAAGAAGCAGGAAAGGUCCAAUGCUUGGCUAACACGACCCAUUGAGACUGCGGACGAGUCAUCGUGUUGAGCUGGGAAUGGAGAAAUCAGAGUUCCACCAGGGACCCGGGAGAGUGGAGAGACUCCUGAGGCAGCUGAAAGAGACAGUUCUGGAGUUGGGAGAGGCGACUGCCACCAGGGACCUCCCGGAGGGGAGGCGGGGGAAGACUGGAGGUACGAGCCAGGAGGAGGAAGUCAAGGAGAUGAAGAAGAUUUUUUGUUUCCGAAAUGAUGGAGAGAGGUCUGACACGAUGAAGGAGACGGAGGGCUGGAGGGCGGGUGGUUUGGUGGUCCUAGAGGAGGCAUGGAAGGAAAGGAAGAGAGAGGGACAGUUCAGGGUUUUGAGACUCCUCCAGGAGCUGGGAGAGGUCCACACACAGCAAGUCAGUCUCUGGAGAGAGUCACUGCAAAGCACAGUGCGCAUGCUGUCCUUGAAUCCGACCGAAGAGAAGACUCCGGAGGUGUCCUCUCCAACAGAUGAGCUCCACUCUGACUGUCUCGGCGCCACCCUGGUCAGCGUGGAAGCAGACAUCAGGGUCAUCGAAGACAAACUCCGUCUCAUCCGCCGCAAGCUGACGACGGCCGCAACCGGAGUCCGAGUGGAGCGGGGGCAGGCGACCGACGCCGAGGACGGGUCGCCGGGAGGCCGGGAUGUUGACGGCGUCCAGGGGAGCUGUAGCCCCCGAUCUGACAGCACCGGCGCUGUAGAGAGUGGGUCUGCGGUCCAGGGAUCAGCCCUAGACCCCGGGACUGAAGUCAACCCAGAGGUCACACCGGAGACUCAGGCUGACUUACAGAAGGAGAGAGACAGGAGAGAAGGAGUUAAAGACGGGACCGAAGAGAAGGGCCAUCAGAGUGGAUGGGUCACACUCGGUCUAACAGGUCGGUCAGCCGACGGCCUGGCCGACAUUCCCGAUGCCUGCUUCGUGUCGGUCCCCGCGGGCGCGGCCGGAGCCCUGACCUGUGACCUGGCGGACGCCCUGAGCUUCGCCGUGGUGACCGGCUCAGAGGAGCUGGUUAGCAGGGUCCUCAGGGUCAGGGUCCGGGACGGAACCUGCUGCCCGUUUCCCGUCGCCGUGGCCGUGCCUUUCCGGGCGCGCUACCGUGGAAACUACCGGGACGUGGCGGUGAAGGUGGUGGACGAACAGGGGAGGACCAGCUACGUCCGUCCAUCGUACACGGAGGAGAUGUGCAGGGGGCACAAGGGCUCAUUUGCAGAGGUGAGGGUGUACACUCUGGGCCUGUUUGCGGUGGUUUCGUGUCUACGGAGAGAGAACUACACGGUCCCCAGGAGAGGUCUGUCACUCAGGCUCAGCGCAGACCCCCGUGUCUGUCUCCACUACCUCCCAGGAUGCUUCACUUCAUCAGUCGUGGCCCAGUCCAUGCUCCAGCCCGUCGACGGCUCCCUACUGGCCAGCCUGAAGUCCCGGAGAGAUGGUUACCACGCGGUCCUGUCCACCAGCCCCCUCCUCCACAUCACACACCCCUCCUCCCAGAACCUCCGGAGGCCCCUCACCGUCACACUGCCCUGCCCCCCCAACCCAGAAAAACGGAGAGGGGCGGGGCAGGGCGGGGAGCAGGCCCAACUCACCCGUCCCAUCUGCGGGGACGCGUCGCGAAGCACGCCAACUCUCCAGAAAGUGAGGGUGUCACUGAAGUGUUCUGGAGUGUUGUCGAGUGAGCUUUUGGUUCUACUGGGCUGGAAGGAUGACAAGUGGAACAUUCUAGAUAAGGUCACCUUGAGGAACCUGCAAAACGGCCUGGUGUCCUUCGAGCUGAGCGAGAACAUUGAGAGACUGUUUGUAGUGCGCCUCUUCUCUCCAGUGAGUCCCUCCCGCCUGACCGCCCUGGCAGAGGAGGUGGAGGAAAGGGUUCGGUGCACCGCGGUGAACAUAGUGCUCCAGCAAGCGCAGGCGGACCCCCACACGGCCCUGGUGGCCGUCCUGCCCAGCAGAGACCUGCCCCGGGCGAUGUCCGAACUCCGGGCCCAGGGCUACUGCGGCCCUGCGGAGCCCUCACUGGAGAUCGCCAUGUCAGAGGGGGAGCAGCUGCUCGUCUCCUUCAGUGGAAACAUUACGUUGACAGGGUCCCGGCACCAUCAGAGUGGCGAAGGUGGCGGCGGUGUUUGUGAGCGAAUAACUUUCCACAGUCAGAGAAAGAACCACCUCCGCUUGCAUUUGACCGAGGUGGACCCGUUUGGGAACUACAGCUCGCCCCACUACAAGGGCACGGCCCUGUUCUACAAGGUGGCUGUUGGUCGGGUGGAAUGGCGAGAGGGCCAGGCCACUCCCUCCUGCUGUGUGUCUCUUAAGGACCUCGUCUGCAAGCUGUCUGUGACUCUGCCCAAGAAAGUGAGAACCAGAAGUCGACCUGUGAGUGCUAAGGUGACAUCACAUGGCCAGUCAGGGUGUCUGUCGGACUCCGCCCUCCUCUGGCUGUCCGAGGAGCUCUCUGAGGAAGACGUUUCCCAGCUGGUCCUCUGCUUCCGUCUGCACCGUGGCUCCGUCCAGCUGGCAAGGCACCAGGCGCCGGGCGGCCCAGCCUCAUGGGCCUACCACGUCCUGGCUCUGUGGAGGAGGGCGCUCCCGGCCGGCCCGCACUCCGCCAAGACCGCCUCUCUGGCCCGCUGCCUGGCCAAGAGCGGACGGCCCGACCUGGCCAGAGAGCUGCUGUUACGACAGACGGCCACAGGGGAGAGCCCUGUGGAUUCUGACAAGUAGAGGGGGGCUGUUGGCGCAUCCUGAAGAUGAAGUGUAUGCUAAGCAGUGGUUCCCGGUGUUUAGUAGUUGUUAGUCCUGUGAGGGCUGCAUGACAGAACUAAACCUGUCUUUUAUUGGAGCAGCCAGUCCUAUCAGGAGGGACUUACAAUACAACAUGUAUAUAAGCUGUAGUAUGACAUAAUGUGAAGCUCGAGGGCAGUCUUGAAUGAAUCUUAUGUCUCCAUAUUGUCUUUGUUUCGACUCAUGAAUGAUGGCUGUGAGUGUGACUCAUACAUAAUGCAGAUUAUAGGCCUCUAGCGGCCAGAAGGCCACUGAACACGUCCUCCAUUUUAAUAUUGUCAUUGGGCUUCAUCACUCCUCAUCCUCUUUGCACUUCACUGCGUAUCUCUGCAUAACGGAACGCUCCGACCCGCUGUAUGUUGCUGAGGAGAGACCGUGUUCGUGGUCUCACCCGCUUGUGUCUUCAGCGGCCGAGUCCAUGGCUUAACUGUCUUCAGAGUAGGAAACAUACUGUGCCGGGUUGGGUCCUCUGAACGUCUGUGUUACAUGGCAGCGUUGUAGCUUGCUCUGACGCUGUUUGUCCACAUGGGGGCAGCAACAGCCAGGGAAAAUGUCUUCAGUUGAGUGGAACAGGGUUGCAGCAUUUAGGGAAUUUGAAAUUAGGACUGGGGCUUUUUGGAAAGCCAAGGAACCUAUUGAGAGUUGAGCAGAAUUUUUCAACAAUGGAAAUCAGUUAGCUUUCACCAGUAACAAGUGCAUUUGAUUCGUCCGCGGAAGUGAAUGAGCGUUGCGUGGGAAAAUCACGAAAUCCCGCUUCUCAGGACCGUGGACGUGCUGCAGAACAGGAAUACACGGUGUGUGAACGUUUUGUGGUGUAAUUCUGAGGAAAAGCAUGUGAUUGGAUCUUUGUGGCUACUGUAGCUGCACCCACGAUGCUCUAGUUGUAAAAUGUGAUCAAUCGUUUGACGUGUAAUAAACUCCUUAACAACAA